Molecule: messenger RNA, 2037 nt
Organism: Hypanus sabinus (Atlantic stingray)
Lineage: Eukaryota; Metazoa; Chordata; Chondrichthyes; Myliobatiformes; Dasyatidae
Product: transmembrane emp24 domain-containing protein 5-like
Exons: 4
Coding region: 94-759 (221 amino acids)
Biological process (GO): intracellular protein transport; endoplasmic reticulum to Golgi vesicle-mediated transport; Golgi organization
Cellular component (GO): endoplasmic reticulum-Golgi intermediate compartment; COPII-coated ER to Golgi transport vesicle; endoplasmic reticulum
Source: RefSeq, a predicted model, not a curated record
UUUGUGCCCCCAUCUUCACUCCUCAUCCCGGGCCGCUGCCUGGGCUCCUCAUUCCACCCUUUCCUUUGCCUUCUUCGCCUCCCGCGGGCAACGAUGGGUGCGGCGUUGUGGCUGCCGUUUGUGUUUUGCGGCUUGGCGAGAGUCGUGUUCGGUUUCUCUCAGUCCUUUGAUAGCGAUUUCACUUUCACUCUGCCGGCGGGGCAGAAGGAGUGUUUCUACCAAACUAUGAAGAAAGAUGCCACCCUGGAGAUUGAAUAUCAGGUGAUUGAUGGGGCAGGAUUAGAUGUGGAUUUCUAUAUUUCAUCUCCAAAUGGAAAUAUUCUGUACUUCGAUCGGAGAAAAUCUGAUGGCGUGCACAGCAUCGAAACUGAGAAUGGAGACUACAUGUUCUGUUUCGACAACUCAUUUAGUUCUAUAUCAGAGAAGGUAGUGUUCUUUGAGCUUAUUCUGGACAACAUGGAACCUGAGGGUGACUCAGCCAAGUGGAAUGAUUUCCUACCAGGAGGGGAGUUGCUUGAUAUGAAACUGGAAGACAUUCUAGAAACUAUAAACAGUGUGAAAGCGAGACUGAGUAAAAGCAACCAAAUUCAGGGGCUGCUUCGGGCCUAUGAGGCACGUGAUCGGAACCUCCAAGAAGGCAAUUACGAUCGGGUGAAUUUCUGGUCAAUCGUGAAUCUGGCUGUGAUGCUCAUUGUUUCAGGUCUGCAGGUAUACAUGCUGAAAAAUUUAUUCAAUGACAAAAGAAGAAGCCGAACGUAGUGGCUGAGAAGUGAUGGUUGAUUAACAAGACAAGGUGGUGCCUGGAAGGGCACUGUAAUUAUUAAAAAUUGUGUAUACAGGGAUUUCCUUUACCGUAGACAUUUAUAUUUAAAGAUAUUCUAUAGGGCUUGUAACUAAGCAACAAAAUGGUCAGAAAAAGAGAAACAUCAUGUUCUUUGGGAGAAUAAAUGGAUACAUUGAGCUUUAAUACUAUUAGCGGCACAAACUGAGAGCUUAAUGCCUUAAAUUCACUGCCAAAACAAGCUGGUGAUCUCUCCUAGCUCAUAAAUAAAACAAUUAAUGCUGGAUCCUCACAACUAGCCAUCUGCUACAUCCUGAAAGCUGCUUUGGACGGAGUCACCAGUUUUCAAGGUUGCAAUAUUAUGACAUGGAACAUUCUGUCAACAUUGUACUUGGACUUGAAUGUCUGACCCUUUUAAGUCAAGUAUAAUAGAUUUUUCUAAAGUACAAAGGCUAGUGUGCUGUUGUAUAUGAGUAAUAAUGCCCUGGGCAUUUGUACCUGAACAUUUCAUAGUCCACAGCAGCAAAACAUGCUGAUUGGGAUCAAAGUGCAAGUUGGCUUCCUACUCACCCAGUCUGCCUUUUUUUUAAGAAGUUAAUUAGUACACACUGCAGAAAUUAUGUAAUAUUUGUAAAUUUCCAUGCAUGGCAAAAAGAACAAUGAAUUCUUAACAGAAACUGUGAUGGUACAAUCUGUGAAUAUUCUGGUGUAAAAUUUCAUCCAGUUACUCUAUCAAUGUGUGCAGCAAUUCAGUAGAUCUACUUGAAGACAAAAUGUAAGGAAGCAACAUCAAAUUGAUUUGCAAAGGUUGAACAAUCUAGGAAAUGCACUGGUCUCCAAAAUACUUCACCACGAUGCCCAUAAUAAUCUGAGCUCAUUUAUUAUGGGCGUUUUGUUUUUAACUACUUGCACAUUUGUGGUACAGUGUGAAGGUUAUUAGUAUUAUAAUCUGUCUUACUCAUCAUUUUAAGGUUGUCUCAGCCCAUUAAUUGUGGUUUCAGUAGUAUUAUAGUUUCAUGGAAAAUCUUAAGUGUAGUUGCACAUUAUGAAAGUGGUUUUUACAAAUAUUGUCAAUCUUGUUCCCUUGGAAUAUUGUUGUUUGGAAAACAAUUCCUUUAAGAUUCUUCAAAACAUCACGUAUAAAUUUUGAUGAGGUUGAACCCAUUUUUACUUUUUAUCCCCCAUGAAUUAUUUUAUAACUGAUUUGAACACUAGAAAAGGCUUGUAUAACAAUUAAAGAUACUGAUUUAACAGAU